Molecule: messenger RNA, 1250 nt
Organism: Populus nigra (black poplar)
Lineage: Eukaryota; Viridiplantae; Streptophyta; Magnoliopsida; Malpighiales; Salicaceae
Exons: 7
Coding region: 375-968 (197 amino acids)
Source: RefSeq, a predicted model, not a curated record
CCUCGGAGACAAAUACCACCAAACCAGCACAAGUCUUGCUGCUGUUCUCAGUUUGGCGACCAACAGACUUGAACCCUUGAUUUGAAGCUGUUUCAUGUGUUAGCACAAACGAACAAGCUAUAUAUUGCUGAGUCCAGCUGAAUGAAGACGAGAAAAAGAGAGAGAUAGGUAGAAGAUGCUGGAGGCAUUGUUACCAAAUGAAAAGGGAAUUCCGUGGUUUAAAACUUAGCAACUGGCUAGCAGCUUAUGCGAUCUAUCAACUUGAGUAUUUCUACAGAUGAAACUGCAUGAUUUGAGUGUAUCUACCACGUCAGAACUGGGAUGACAAGGUGCAAGAAAGAGACUACCAGUUGCAGCUGUACAGGUACUGUCAUAUGAUUGACAUGGGCAAAAUAAAUAGCCCAACCAUGCCUCAGGAGGGGGGGGGGGAGGAAGGAGAAAGAAGAAGAGCCCAUCCAAGGCCCAAUAUGACAGCCCCAGCCCGACCUGAGAGGAAGAAGAGAAAAGGAAAGGAAAGGCCCAAUGGCCUAGACUUCGUCAAAGAUUUGAGAGAACGAAAACAAAACAUUUCAGCCUCGAACAAGCUGAUAUUUUUGGUGCUGUGCAGUCGAGGAAAGCAAACUGGCCUCCAAAGAAGAGAGUGCGAUAAGCUACCAGCCAAUUCAAUGGAAGCUCCAUCUGAACUUGUCGGAGGUCAAACUGUCCAACCAUCAGCUGCUGAAACUAAAAAAGCACAGAGACGGCAAAAGAUGAAGGACACUAAGAAACAGUUCAAAAAGCUGAAAGCAAAUUAUGCUAAGUUGGUGAAAAGCGAAUCCUCCUCCAGUGAAUUACUGGAUCGCUUGAAAAACGACUUGGAGAAAGCUAGAGAAGCUAAAAGGCUACAGGAGCAAACCGUUGAACAACAAAAACUUAUGAUCAACACGCUUCAGCAACUUUUGCAGCUCCCAUUUGAAAUUAAUGACUGAAGGAGAUACAGGGCUACCUGUUCAUCACCCACCAGUUUGUCAGCCUGGCACAUGGGAACAAUAGUGAGCAGCCCGCCUCAGCUAAUAAUGAUCACUUUCUUAGUGUUCACUCAUCAAACUAAUGAUAAAUAAACGGCAAUAACAUUGACAUUUAAGUUAUGAGUGCCGGAAUGUACUAAAAGUACUGUGUUUAUUUUUCAGAAUCAUCCAUGUGUGUUUUAUGAAGAUAUUGGUGGCAGGUGGCUGGGUAAUUGCUUUUUUUAUUAGAGCAUGAAUUGUCGA